AUGGACAACCUUACACUUGUCUUAAUUUCCUUUGUGGUGUUGGCAAGCAGUCAUGCCCUCUUCUUCUGCUUAGGCAGAAAAAGCACCAAAUUUCGCAAACAUGCCCCAGGGCCUCGCCCUUUUCCUAUCAUUGGAAACAUCUUGGAACUUGGCACCAAGCCUCACCUUUCACUUGCUAAGCUUUCUCAAACCUAUGGACCCAUAAUGAGUCUCAAGUUAGGCAACAAAACCACCAUAGUUAUUUCCUCUCCCCAAAUAGCAAAAGAAGUAUUGCAUACAAAAGAUAAUAUCUUCCCUAACAAGAUUAUCCCAGAUGCUUUCCGAGCACUUGACCAUCACAAAUUUUCAGUAAUAUGGAUGCCUUCUUCAGCUCAAUGGAGAACCCUAAGGAAAGUUUGUGCUACCAAUGUGUUCUCUUGCAUGAAGCUUGAUUCUACACAAGCUCUACGUCAAAGGAAGGUGCAAGAAUUAAUGGAUUAUGUCAAGGAAAAGUGCAAGAAAUGUGAAGCUUUGGAUAUUGGUGAGGCUAGCUUUAUAACUAUGCUUAAUACCAUAUCAAGCAUUCUAUUCUCUAUGGAUUUGGGUCAUUACACUUCUGAUGAGUCUCAAGAGUUCAAGGACAUUAUUUUCAGUAUCGCGGAAGAACUUGGAAGGCCUAAUGUUGUGGACUUUUACCCUAUCUUUCGCGUGCUUGAUCCACAAGGUGUGCGUGCAAGAAUGAAUUGUUAUUUUUGGAAGUUAAUUUCGUUUUUUGAUGGUCUUAUAGAAGAAAGAUUGCGCUUAAGAGCUUUAGAGAAUGAAUCCAAGGCAUGCAAUGACGUGUUAGAUUCUGUGCUUGAACUCAUGCUAGAAGAUAAUUCGCAAAUGAGCCGCCAUCAUGUGCUGCAUUUAUUUCUGGCAUUAUUUAUAGCUGGAAUAGACACAACAUCAACCACAAUAGAAUGGGCGAUGACGGAGCUGGUACGUAACCGAGAAAAACUAGAAAAAGUUAGAAAAGAGCUUCAAGAGGUACUUGUCAAAGGUGAACAACUUGAAGAAUCACAUAUCUCAAAGCUUCCUUUCCUACAAGCAGUGGUGAAGGAAACUCUCCGUUUGCAUCCACCCACCCCAUUUUUGGUGCCACAAACGCCAGAAGUUGAUGCUGAACUAUGUGGCUACACGGUGCCUAAAGGUGCACAAAUUCUGGUUAAUGUAUGGGGCAUGGGGAGAGAUUCAAGUAUUUGGACAAACCCAAAUGAAUUUAUCCCUGAAAGAUUCUUGGAGAAUAACAUUGAUUACAAAGGCAAUAAUUUUGAGUUGAUUCCAUUUGGAGCUGGAAGAAGGAUAUGUCCUGGAUUGUCAUUGGCUUCUAGGACUAUGCACUUUGUGUUGGCUUCUCUUAUAAAUAGCUAUGAUUGGAAGCUCGCUGAUGGGCUAAAGGAAGUGGACAUGGAUAUGUCUGAGAAAUAUGGGAUUGUCUUGCAUAAGGCUCAACCUCUCAAAGUCAUUCCCAUCCAAGCAUAA
This is a messenger RNA of Gastrolobium bilobum, 1503 nucleotides long. RefSeq names its product geraniol 8-hydroxylase-like. The record is from RefSeq and is a predicted model, not a curated record. NCBI's taxonomy places the organism in Eukaryota, Viridiplantae, Streptophyta, Magnoliopsida, Fabales, Fabaceae. Gene Ontology annotation, molecular function: monooxygenase activity; heme binding; oxidoreductase activity, acting on paired donors, with incorporation or reduction of molecular oxygen. Bases 1 to 1503 code for a protein of 500 amino acids. The transcript is spliced from 2 exons.